UCGCAACUGUAACUAUCGCGCUUGAGAAUCCACUAAUCUUUGUUCGUUUUCGAAUUUCGAAUCGACAAAAACAAAACCCGAUAAAAUCUUCGUUUUUUUAAUCGAUUUCCGUAAAUCCGAGUUGCCGUUUCUCACCAGAUAUCGUUCCGAUUCGGUAUCCGUUUCGAUUCUCUCUCUCUCUAUAAAAGUCCUAGGGAGACCAAAGUUCCCUACUUUGAAUGAAGAGAGCCGCAUUUCGCUCCUCUUUCAGACGACAGAUCCUCUCUACCAUGCCCGAAAACCAUGAAACCGUGUCGGAUUCAGGCAAUCUUCGCCGGAUUCUGACGAUUCUGCUCUUCCUCGCUGCCGUUGCUUUUCCUUGCGUUGUCCUCUACCGCGUUGCGCACCCAAUCGAUUACCUGUCUCGGGCCGACAGCAUUUCUUCGGAGAGUCGCGAUCCGUUGAGCGUAAUCGCCGAUUUUCUAGCAAUGGGAGGCGACGGCGAGUCGGAUAGUGAGGAUGUCAGGCUGAAGAGAAUCUUGAAGGAAGCAGCCAUGGAAGACGGAACAGUUAUAUUGACUACUUUGAAUGAAGCAUGGGCAGCAACAGAUUCGAUUAUUGACCUCUUUCUAGAAAGUUUCCGAAUUGGCUAUCACACACGCAGACUUUUGAACCAUUUGGUGGUUGUUACUUUGGAUCCAAAGGCAUAUGCUCGAUGCUUGUCUAUACAUAGCUAUUGUUUUGCUCUUACCACCAAAGGUGUCGAUUUCUCUGGAGAGAAGUACUUCAUGACCCCUGAUUAUUUGACAAUGAUGUGGAGAAGAAUAGAUUUUCUACGGUCUGUUCUUGAAAUGGGAUUCAAUUUCAUUUUCACGGAUGCUGAUAUCAUGUGGUUUCGGGAUCCAUUUCCCCGCUUUUAUGCGGAUGCAGAUUUCCAGAUAGCAUGUGAUCACUUCUCCGGUGACCCUGCUAGUAGACAAAAUAGGCCCAAUGGAGGAUUUAACUAUGUAAAGUCCAAUAAUCAAACCAUACAGUUCUACAAGUUUUGGUAUGAAUCGAGGGAGGCCCAUCCUGGGUUGCACGAUCAGGAUGUGCUGAACGUUAUUAAAUUUGAUCCAUUCAUCAGCGAAAUAGGACUGGAAAUAAAAUUUCUGGAUACUGCUUUCUUUGGUGGGCUUUGUGAGCCAAGCAGAGAUUUGAAUAAAGUCUGUACAAUGCAUGCAAACUGUUGUUACGGUCUUGAUAGCAAACUUCACGAUCUGAGAAUUAUGCUCGAGGAUUGGAGAAGGUUUAUGUCAUUGUCACCAAGUCUAAAAUUAUCGCCGCUAUCAUCUUGGAGGGUGCCGCAAAAUUGCAGAUUGUUUCAAAUUAAGUAGAUUUCCAGGCUAAAAUGAAUGAGAAGGGUCUGAUCACACUGAACCUGCUGCAAAGAUGAUGGGGUCUGGUUCAAGUUUUAAAACGUAGGUGUAACCAAGGUUAUUCUUUAGGACCACAAGCAGUAGGUUAGGGCCUGCCAAAUGGAUGAUGCAGGUUGAUGAUCAGGCGGUCAUGAUUUUCUGCAAAUGAUCUUGAGCAUCAAUUUUGCAUGCCACUGAAUGAAUGGUUAGGCAAUUCAACUGUUGUUAGUUUUUCUUUGAAGGAUGGUUGAAGAAGAGUGGACUGAGCAUAUGGGCAGUUGAGAUCAAUGAUAUGGACCACCCACAUGUCCAAAAUGCGAAUGUACCGGAGCUUUUCCAUGCACCGGAUCAUUUCUAUUUGAUAUGGCAUAGCUCAUUCUAUUCUACUGUUUUUCAGGAUGUUUUGGCAAAAGUUUUGUAUUUAGUGUGCCUCUUAAUACUUUCUGUUGUGGUCGUUUUCU
Messenger RNA from Magnolia sinica, 1837 nucleotides. RefSeq lists its product as uncharacterized. NCBI's taxonomy places the organism in Eukaryota, Viridiplantae, Streptophyta, Magnoliopsida, Magnoliales, Magnoliaceae. The transcript has 4 exons. The coding region runs from base 219 to 1355 and encodes 378 amino acids. The record is from RefSeq and is a predicted model, not a curated record.